GUCGUGCCGGAGCCCGGACGCCGGUUUUAGUUUGUGGUUUUACAGAAUAUAGUUACGUGCUCUUCUAAAGAUAAAAUGUUUAACAUUCUUCUCGCAUUCGUGGCUAUCCUCUUAACCUACGUCUUCUACAAGUACUUCCAGGACAUGCAGAGUCUUCCACCAGGACCCUGGGGUCUUCCCAUCCUGGGGUCUCUCCUGAAGAUAUCCCCCAAGGAACCCUACUUGAGUCUCACUGUCCUAGGGCAGCAGUACGGUCCUGUCUACAGCAUCCGUCUCGGUCGUCUCUUGGCAGUCGUCAUAACAGAUCCGAAGAUCAUCCGUGAAACAUUGGCAAAAGAAGAGCUCAGUGGUAGAGCCGACUUGUACCUCACCCAUGGGAUCAUGAAGGGAUAUGGAAUUAUCUGCGCCGAAGGAAAACUAUGGAAAGAGCAGAGAUCAUUUGUGAUUUCGACUUUAAAAAAUCUCGGCAUGGUAAAAAUUGGUCCGAAGAGACAGAUUCUACAAUCCAGAAUAAUGGAAGGCAUUAUAGAGACAAUUGAACACGUGAAGACCGAGAGUGGUCGGGAGGUAGAUGCCAGCAGAAUUCUUCUUCAUAACGUUGGCAACGUCAUCAACGACUUGGUGUUUGGUCAUCGAUGGUCUUGGGACGACCAGACUUGGCAAUGGCUUCAACAUUUGGCCGACGAAGGAGUUAAGCACAUCGGAGUGGCCGGGCCGCUAAACUUCCUACCCUUCCUAAGGUUCCUACCGAAAUACAAGAAGACAAUGGAUUUCUUGGUUGACGGAUUGCAGAGGACUCACAAGGUCUAUCAAGAGCUAAUAGAAGCACAUCCUGACGACAAAACUGAGAAUGUCGUAGCUGCAUUUCUGAAGGAACAGAGAGCUAGAGGGUUAGAUGUGGGAAGCUUCACUCAAACUCAGUUCCACUACCUCCUUGCAGAUCUUUUCGGAGCUGGAGUUGACACUACUCUCACAACCCUGCGAUGGUUCCUCAUCUAUGUGGCCGUUCAUCAGGAUAUCCAGAAAAGGAUCCAACAUGAUCUCGACCAAGUGUGCAAAGAGGCUCCAUCCCUCUCGGACAUUCCUGUCCUCCCUUACCUACAAGCCGCCAUCGCCGAGUCCCAGCGGAUCAAACCUGUAGUUCCUACAGGAAUCCCUCAUGGAACACUCCAGAACACAUGUAUAGCUGGAUACAGAGUUCCUAAAGGGACUAUGGUUAUGCCUCUCCAAUGGGCUGUCCACAUGAGUCCGAAUUAUUGGAAACAGCCUGAAGUCUUCAACCCAGAGAGGUUCUUGGAUAGCGAGGGGAAGUUCGUCAAACCAGAAGCUUUCAUGCCUUUUCAAACUGGCAAGAGGUCCUGCGUUGGCGAAGAGCUCGCAAGGAUGAUCGUUUUCCUCUACGCCUCAAAUCUUCUCUUCAACUUCACAGUGGAAAUUCCUGCAUCUUGUGAGAAUCCCUUAGAGUCUGAGUGUGGUAUCACCUUGAUCCCAACCCUUAGGAACCUCAUCUUUCAUCCUAGACGUUGAGAAGAAAAUAAUAAAUUUGAAGGAAGCCAGAAUGAACUAAAUGGAGAUCCACGAAGAAAAGUGUUUAACCAAAUACAAAUCAAGCAAAGAAAAUUAUUACCAAAAGUUAUAUUCAACAUUCAAGAAGAAUUAAC
This is a messenger RNA of Macrosteles quadrilineatus (aster leafhopper), 1661 nucleotides long. It is a transcript of the gene phtm, whose product is annotated as cytochrome P450 306a1. Gene Ontology annotation, molecular function: oxidoreductase activity, acting on paired donors, with incorporation or reduction of molecular oxygen, reduced flavin or flavoprotein as one donor, and incorporation of one atom of oxygen; heme binding; iron ion binding. Gene Ontology annotation, biological process: xenobiotic metabolic process. The coding region runs from base 76 to 1527 and encodes 483 amino acids. Gene Ontology annotation, cellular component: intracellular membrane-bounded organelle; cytoplasm. Lineage: Eukaryota; Metazoa; Arthropoda; Insecta; Hemiptera; Cicadellidae. The transcript has 8 exons. The record is from RefSeq and is a predicted model, not a curated record.